Mesorhabditis spiculigera is the source of this 192-nucleotide messenger RNA. Lineage: Eukaryota; Metazoa; Nematoda; Chromadorea; Rhabditida; Rhabditidae. The record is from the annotation of a GenBank genome assembly.
GAAGCCGGAAAGGAAUACAGCAUGCUUCACGCUGGUUACUACACCCUGCGUCAGCUGCGCAUCGAAAAGUUUUACGUCUACUGGGGCCAGGACAUCAAUGCCACCGUGACACCCAUGGAGUGUGGCCGCGCAUUCCGCGUCGAUUUUAAGCACUCCGUGGGAGGCGAGGCAAGUCUCUGCGAUUUUGUCAAG